Molecule: messenger RNA, 924 nt
Organism: Oncorhynchus kisutch (coho salmon)
Lineage: Eukaryota; Metazoa; Chordata; Actinopteri; Salmoniformes; Salmonidae
Product: translation machinery-associated protein 16-like
Exons: 7
Coding region: 124-777 (217 amino acids)
Cellular component (GO): nucleus
Source: RefSeq, a predicted model, not a curated record
CUUUCGGCCGCCGGAGGAAAUGACGGACAGUGUUGUCCGAUGGACCAGCAGCAUCCGCCGGAGUUGUCAAUACAGAACACGUGUUUUCAACCGGUGAUCAAACUUCGUACAUACAACUAAAACAUGCCGAAGGCGGGGAAAGGUAAACCAACUCAGAAGGAGAAGGUGUGUCAUCCCUAUAGCAGGAAAGCUGCUUACUUGGCCAGCCAGGAGAUACGUCUGGGAAAGAAGGAGAGACAAAAGAGUGAGAAGGCCACUCGUCUCAACAGCAUUGGUGAUAAGCUGCAGUGGUUUCAGAGCCAGCUGGACUCUGAGAAGACAGAGUUCACCAAACAGGACGCCUGUCACAUUAUAGAGAGGUACCUGCAGAGGUUUGACGGGGAGUUGGACCAGAUAGAGCUGGUGAACGGGAUCAAAGGUCGUCAGGGUCGUCUCCAUGGCAGCAGGGAGACCGUCAUCAAACAGACUGUAGAGAGAGAGACCGCUUUGUACCAUGGCAACGGCUUCGAGAUUCCAGACAUCAUUAACUCUAAACAUCUCAAGACCUUCAGGGAGUGGAGCGGCGAUCUAAAGAAGCUUCCCAACAUCAAGAUGAGGAAGUUCUCUUCCCGAGGGACGGGCAGAACAGGAGGAGGAGAGGAGGAGGAGGGGACCGCUGCAGGAGAGGAGGAGGAGGAGACCGCUGCUGGAGAGGAGGAGGAGGGGACCGCUGCAGGAGAGGAGGAGGAGGCCUUAAUGAAGGACUCAGAUUCAGACGCCCAGGAAGAUGCCCCAUAAUGCUUUGCAUGUUAGAACUCUGGGGAUGUCAGCCAUCCUACCUGACUGGGGUUAAGACAACCUGUUUGUGUGUGUGUGUGUGUGUGUGUGUGUGUGUGUGUGUGUGUCCCAAUACAGACAUCUAAUAAACCUAAAUACAGACCGAUA